This is a messenger RNA of Trametes versicolor FP-101664 SS1, 1134 nucleotides long. RefSeq lists its product as uncharacterized. NCBI's taxonomy places the organism in Eukaryota, Fungi, Basidiomycota, Agaricomycetes, Polyporales, Polyporaceae. The transcript is spliced from 6 exons. The coding region runs from base 1 to 1134 and encodes 377 amino acids. The record is from RefSeq and is a predicted model, not a curated record.
AUGUCACUGCAUCCAUCCAACACUUCAGACGCCGCCCUGCCCUCCGGCUUGCCGGACAGUACCUUUGUCAAUCCUGCUGUUGGUAUGCCUGAUACCAAUGCUGCGACCCCAGCCGAUUCGAGGGGCACUGGGUCCGUUGACUUCGAUGACCCUGUCAUCGUUGCCCAGUUUAGUCACGUUGAAGAGACUCACAAGGCAAUAUACAAAUGUAUAGAAGAGAUGUGUGCCAAACGACUCCGGUUCUUCCAAGAAUUUCGUUUGAGAGCAGAGGACUCAAGCCUCUGGCUUUCACGCCUGAUGGCGCUGGUUCUGAAAGCUCAAAGGGGUCGUCGCUUGAUGGCUCUGCGUCAACUCCACAUUGCCGCUAUGGCAGCACGCGAUUUCCAGACCAGCAUCGACCUCGACGACAGCUUGGACAUCAUAACACGGUCGAUGCCCGAUCUCCGCCGUCAAGUCUCAGAGAUCCUGGAAUUGCUUGAAAUCGACGAGCCCCGGAUGUCUGAUAAUGAACGCGACAAGCUCCGCGAACAAUUGUACGUAUUGGAGACCGGCUUGUCCUCUUGCGAAAUCAUGGAGAAGAGCAUUGCCACCACAUAUGAGGAUAUACGACCUCGCUUCGAGUUACUGUGCCUCCCAUGGACUGAUCUGCAGCCCAUGCUCGACGCAAGCGCACCACUGGGGUUUGAACGGGAGGCCGUCAGGCAGAGACUGGCAGAUAUCGUCACCGCAGUUCAAGACAUCAUGCACGAGUGCAAGGAGAUCGAGGAAUGCUCUGCUGUCAACGCCUUCCUCGUGAUCACAACCUGGAGUCGCAACCUGGAUGCGGUGACUAUGGAGGACCGAGUUGAUAUGCUCGGUGACUACGACACCCUCCAUGCCGACGUACGAUCUCUGCUCACUCAGCAGAAUAUUGUGCUCAAUGCGUUUUGCAUGGAGAUCGAAGCUAUCAGAUCUGCUCAGCCACUUGUUCGCACACCUCUGGACGACUUUGAGGUCUCCGAUCUCAGCGCAACGCUCUUGACAUGCCAUUCCCUCGGCGAGAACAUUCGUAGCAUUUGCGAGCUGCGAAACAAGAUCACCAAUGGAUUGAAUACAAUGUCUGACUACCUCCAUGGGUGGAGGAGCUCGGCUUAG